AUGGAUGAGUUAAUUCAACAAGACCAGCUCAUGGAAGAUGAAUUCAUCGAACAACAAUUCAACCAAGAAGAGUAUGAAGGGUCAUCUGAUUCAGAGCAUGAACAACAUCAAUAUGAUGAAGGUAAUGAUGCUGAUGGGUAUGAUGCAGAUGAUGAUGCAAACCAAGAAGAGUUACAACACAAUUGCAGACCAACAAGAGAGAUGACAGUGGAACAGAAAAGAGCAAUUGUUGAGGAGAUUAUGUUGCACAUGGAGGGGGACUCACUGCCAAGAGGCUUUUUAGCCAAUUUGGCAAGAAAACAUUCAGUGCACAAAUCUACAACAACAAGAUGGUUUCAGGUAAUUAAACAUUCUCUAGCUGAAGGUAUUGUUGUUGAUGUUAAUACCAAAAAAUUAGGCAGGACAGGACGCAAAGCAAAACAAUACAUAGAUGAGUUUCUGACAUCUGUACCAUUGUACAAAAGAACAACUGAAAGGGGAUAUGCUGGAGCACUAAAAAUACCCAAAACAGCAUUGCAUAGGCUAAGGCAGCAAGGCAGGCUGAGAACACACACAAGCACAAAUCAUCCAGUAUUGACAGAGAAGCACAAAGUGGCAAGACUUAAAUGGGUUUUAAGUCUAAUUAAUCUUGUUCCAGCAAUUGGGGAUCCAACAUUUACUGAUAUGCAACAAUGGAUACAUUUAGAUGAGAAAUGGUUCUACAUCAAUCCAGAUACAAGAACCUUCUACCUACUUCCAACAGAAGAUGAUCCAUAUAGGGCUCAACAAUUAAGGAGGUUCAAAAUCAAAGCAAUGUUUAUGGGAAUGAUAAGUAAACCAUUGUUUGAUGCUGAAAACAACAUGAUACAUGAUGGAAAGUAUGGCCUUUUUCCUUUUGUAAAGUAUAAAAGGGCCAAAAAGAAAAGCAAGAACAGAGAUACAGGGACUCUAGAGAUAAAGGCAAUUCAAAGUGUCACAAAAGAAUACAUAAGGGAGAUGCUGCUAACACAUGUUAUCCCAACAAUCUAUGAAAAAUGGCCAGAGCAGUUACCAAAGGACAUAAUCAUCCAAUGGGAUAAUGCUAGGCCUCAUCAGGUACCAAAGGAUGAAGAAUUUCAAGCAGCUUGUCAUGCACAUGGAUUCAACAUUCAAUUCAUAUUUCAACCAGCUCAGUCACCAGAAACAAAUGUUUUAGAUUUAGGGUUGUUUAGUGUCAUUCAAUCAUUACAAUAUCAAUCUUUUCCAAGGAAUCUAGAUGACUUAAUCAAGGAAGUGGCAAGAGCAUUUCAAGAAUUUGAUCCUACACUAAACAAGUACACAUGGAUCACACUUCAAUCAUGCCUUAUUAAGAUUCUGGAAAAGCAAGGGGGUAAUAACUUCUCUCCCCCACACAUGAAGAAGAGAAGCUUGGACAGCCAAGGACUACUACCUCAACUACUUCAAGUAGACAGGGAGCUAAUAGGUCAAGUUGUUCAUUUUUUGGACACAAUCACAAUUACAGGAGAUGAUGAAGGCCACAUGGAAGUAGAUGCAGACUGA
Chenopodium quinoa (quinoa) is the source of this 1518-nucleotide messenger RNA. RefSeq lists its product as uncharacterized. The transcript has a single exon. Gene Ontology annotation, molecular function: nucleic acid binding. The record is from RefSeq and is a predicted model, not a curated record. Lineage: Eukaryota; Viridiplantae; Streptophyta; Magnoliopsida; Caryophyllales; Amaranthaceae. The coding region runs from base 1 to 1518 and encodes 505 amino acids.